CGCACCUGCUCCACCUCCGGGCCUGCGCCUCCCGAUUGCCUCUCCAAGAUGGCGCUGGUGCCGGCGAAACCCACCAUCGACGACCUCCCCGACGAGGUGCUCAGAGAGAUCAUGCUUGGCGUCCCCACGCUGGCCGCCCUCGUGCAUGCCGCGGCCGUCUCGAAGCGGUGGCGCGGCAUCAUAACCAGCUGCACCAGCAAGUUCCUCCACGAUUACCGCGAGCGCCACCCAUCCUCGCCCUUCCUUGGCCUCUACAUCCCGCGCGAGUUCGGCGGCCUACCCUCUUUCCAGAAGGCGCAUUCAAUCCAGGCCGCCAGUAAGAGCGACCGCGACCACGACCACGACCUCUGGCGCGCCGCACACAAGGCCUUCGACCUCGGUGGCCUUGCGAGCGAUCCGGAGUGGCGCCUCCUUGACUGCUACAACGGCCGCCUCCUCCUCGCCAAAGGCCAUAACUCCCUGGUGGUGUACAACCCGUUAUCCUGCGAACGCAUCCCGGUACGCCUUCCUCAUGACAUCCUCCCGGAUUACUUCUCCGCGUGCUUGCUGCAAGGUCAUGGUGACGACGCGGCGUCGUUCCGAGUGGUCUCUGUGCAGCAAGGUCGCGAUCGUGACGGCAGGAUUGUUCGUGUUGUCGAGUACGACUCCCCUAAGAAGAGUUGGAAAGAUCACCCUUGGGAUCGGAAAACCCUGAAGAACAUUGAGGGGACUCAGCAGGGCGGAAUGAUGCACGCUGGCAACCUAAUCUUUUGCAAAUACACUGGAACAUCCUUGCUCUUGCUGGACACGAGGAAGAUGUAAUUUUCCGCCCUUCCCCUCCCAGCUGACAACAAUUGGAAACGCUUUGCUAUAGGCGAGAUGGAGGACGGUGUAUGCUGUCUUGCAUCAGUUGAAGUUGAUCCAAUUGGGAUAUGGAACAUCCAACAUCUGAGAGUGUGGAGGCUGGAGAAGCUAAAAUGGACAUUGGAGAAGGAAAGGCGGGUGAAGCAGGUGCUUGGCAAGCAUGCCCAUGGCAGGGGUUUGUUCUGUACAGUUCGUGCUGUGACCAAUGGCAUAGCUCUUUUGCGCUCAAGCUCAAGCAUGCUUCAUUUCGUUGUUGACCUAAGGACCUUCUUUGUGAAGGACAUGUUUGAGUACAAGGAUCGGGCUUUUCCUAUGCAAAUGCCAUGGCCGCCACCGCCAGCCUUUUCAGCGGCUAUAGUUAGUGCUGAGCAAUCUGCCCCUUCCACUGCUGGUAAUGCUAAUGAAGCACAAAUUCAGAAAGAUAAUAUUCCGAAUAAUCAUGACCUACAAGCUCAGCAUAUUCCUGUCCAAGAUCCGAGUGUUAUGUGGGGCAAGACAUAUUCUAGGAGGAGAAAGAGGCCGCGGGAAAAUAAGACCCUCUCACUCCGUCAUCAGCUACCGGCCGGGCUCCCCCCUCCGGCCACUACACUGUGCGAUGAAGAUUCUGGUUUGAUUCAUACUGAAGCCGAGGCUCAGUCCAAUGAGUACCUGUCGUGCAAUGCUGCACGAGGCCAAAGGGAACCCCAGAGACAGAGAAGAAGCAACCGCGCGCCCAAGCCCAACCCAAGAGUACAAGGCUCAGAUUGGACACAGUGACUGACCUCGGUAGGAUAUGUACAGCAUCAUAUAUAGAGGGUGCAAAAUAUCCUUCCCAUCUCCAAGGCUGCCAAAUGAAAAUCAAUGUUGAUGGAGCAUUCAAAACUGAAAUGAGGCAGGGAGGAUGGGGUGCAGUCAUUAGAAACG
Messenger RNA from Panicum virgatum (switchgrass), 1746 nucleotides. RefSeq lists its product as uncharacterized. The transcript is spliced from 3 exons. Lineage: Eukaryota; Viridiplantae; Streptophyta; Magnoliopsida; Poales; Poaceae. Bases 49 to 801 code for a protein of 250 amino acids. The record is from RefSeq and is a predicted model, not a curated record. Gene Ontology annotation, molecular function: protein binding.